AACAAAACAAGCCGAGCCUUUGUAUCUGCUUAAAGGGGCCGCAGGCACUUCCCUCCUGACCCCCCCAACCCCCGCUCGGCUACCGCGUCUCCAGGGCUCCCAGCAACUGGCUGGAAGGGCUUCCCUCACCCUCAGGAACAGCCCGCCAGCGAGGAAAGGCGAGCCAGGCGGGAGGAAAAGAGGAGACACCGCAUUUCUAAGAGGCAAGAAAGGAAGGAAGGAAGGAAAAAAAUAACCCAAGCGGCGCAGAGUGGACUCUGGUCCCGGAGAGAACGAUCGGGCGCCGGAACGUGGAUCGAGAAGCACCGGAAUGCAAACAAAGCUCGCGGGCGCCUGUGCAGGGCUCGCGGGGAAGACCAGAAAGUUUGUUUUAUGAUGGCUUGAGUGCGCGAGUGUGUGCAGGGGAGCGAGGCUGCCAAGUUUCUCUCUCCCGUUGCGUUAUUUGGGGGGAGAUGUCUCUCCCAUGAACCAGCCGGGAGCCCGGGGGCUUGUGCUGUGGGGGGCACCUGUCUCUUAUUUAUUAUUUUUUUGUGGGAGGCGGAGGGGUGUAACAACCCAUCAUGUCGAGAGUGAUCCAGAAGAAGAACCACUGGACUAGUAAGGUUCAUGAAUGCACCGUGAGACGGGGACCCCAGGGCGAGCUGGGGGUGACGGUGCUAGGGGGCGCGGAGAACGGGGAGUUUCCAUAUGUCGGAGCGGUGGCCGCGGCCGAGGCGGCGGGGCUUCCCGGCGGAGGCGAGGGCCCUUGGCUGGGCGAAGGGGAACUGCUGCUGGAGGUGCAAGGGAUCCGGGUGUCCGGCUUGCCCCGCUAUGACGUGCUGGGAGUCAUCGACAGCUGCAAGGAGGCCGUCACCUUCAAAGCCGUCAGACAAGGAGGAAAGCUGAACAAGGACCUGCGACAUUUUCUCAAUCAGCGGUUCCAGAAAGGCUCUCCUGAUCAUGAGCUCCAGCAGACCAUAAGGGAUAACCUUUACCGCCAUGCUGUGCCUUGCACAACCCGAUCUCCGAGAGAAGGAGAAGUGCCUGGCGUGGACUAUAACUUUCUGACUGUGAAGGAGUUCUUGGACCUCGAGCAGAGUGGGACCCUUCUGGAAGUCGGCACCUAUGAAGGAAACUAUUAUGGGACACCCAAACCUCCUAGCCAGCCAGUCAGUGGGAAAGUGAUCACAACGGAUGCCUUGCAAAGCCUUCAGACUGGCUCCAAGCAGUCGACCCCAAAGCGAACCAAGUCCUACAAUGAUAUGCAAAAUGCUGGCAUAGUCCACACGGAGAAUGAGGAAGAGGAUGACGUUCCUGAAAUGAACAGUAGCUUUACAGCCGAUUCUGGUGACCAAGAAGAGCACACUCUCCAAGAAACAGCCCUACCGCCUGUGAAUAGUAGCAUUGUCGCUGCUCCCAUCACGGACGCUGCUCAGAAGUUCCCUCAAUACCUACCUCUUUGUGCAGAGGAUAACUUAGGUCCUCUACCUGAGAACUGGGAGAUGGCGUACACCGAAAAUGGAGAAGUCUAUUUUAUAGACCAUAACACAAAAACAACAUCUUGGUUAGACCCUCGGUGCCUGAACAAGCAGCAGAAGCCUCUGGAAGAGUGUGAAGAUGAUGAAGGGGUCCACACCGAGGAGCUGGACAGUGAACUAGAACUACCUGCUGGUUGGGAAAAGAUUGAAGACCCUGUCUAUGGUAUCUACUAUGUAGACCACAUCAACAGGAAGACACAAUAUGAGAACCCGGUUCUAGAAGCCAAACGGAAGAAACAGCUUGAGCAGCAGCAGCAGCAGCAGCAGCAGCAGCAGCCAGAAGAAUGGACAGAAGAUCAUUCAUCGCUUGUGCCUCCUGUUAUUCCAACCCACCCCCCAAGCAAUCCGGAGCCAACCAGAGAAGCUCCACUUCAGGGCAAACCCUUUUUUACACGAAACCCUUCUGAGUUGAAAGGCAAGUUCAUUCACACGAAGCUGCGGAAAAGCAGUCGUGGCUUUGGCUUCACAGUUGUUGGAGGGGAUGAACCUGACGAGUUCCUACAGAUCAAGAGUUUGGUCUUGGAUGGUCCUGCCGCGUUGGACGGCAAGAUGGAAACAGGCGAUGUCAUUGUCAGCGUGAAUGACACCUGUGUUUUGGGACACACGCAUGCACAAGUUGUGAAAAUCUUCCAGUCAAUUCCCAUUGGUGCGAGCGUGGACCUUGAGCUCUGCCGAGGUUACCCGUUGCCUUUUGACCCAGAUGACCCCAAUACAAGUUUAGUGACCUCGGUGGCCAUUUUGGAUAAAGAACCAAUUAUUGUGAAUGGGCAAGAGACCUAUGACUCGCCAGCUAGUCACAGCAGUAAAACAGGCAAAGUCAAUGGCAUGAAGGAUGCCAGGCCAAGCAGCCCUGCUGAUGUGGCUUCAAACGGUUCCCAUGGUUACCCCAAUGACACUGUCUCUUUGGCUUCCUCCAUCGCCACUCAGCCAGAGCUCAUAACUGUUCAUAUAGUCAAAGGCCCGAUGGGCUUUGGUUUUACUAUCGCAGACAGUCCUGGUGGCGGUGGGCAGAGAGUGAAACAGAUUGUGGACAGUCCCAGGUGUCGCGGCCUGAAGGAAGGGGACCUUAUCGUGGAAGUUAAUAAGAAGAACGUGCAGGCUCUGACCCACAAUCAAGUCGUGGAUAUGCUGAUUGAAUGUCCAAAGGGAAGUGAAGUCACGUUGUUGGUGCAACGAGGAGGGUUGCCAGUUCCCAAGAAGAGCCCAAAGUCGCAACCACUGGAAAGAAAAGACAGCCAGAAUAGUUCCCAGCACAGUGUUUCCAGCCACCGGAGCCUGCACACGGCCUCCCCAAGCCACACCACGCAGGUGCUCCCCGAGUACCCACCUGCCGAGGCCCCGGCUCCAGAUCAAACCGACAGCGCUGGGCAGAAAAAACCAGAUCCUUUUAAAAUCUGGGCCCAGUCCAGGAGCAUGUAUGAAAACCGACCUAUGUCACCUUCGCCUGCAUCGGGAUUGAGCAAGGGUGAAAGAGAAAGAGAAAUCAAUUCCACGAGUUUUGGAGAAUGUCAGAUUCCAGAUUACCAGGAACAGGAUAUCUUUCUCUGGAGAAAAGAGACUGGAUUUGGAUUUAGGAUUCUGGGUGGAAAUGAACCAGGAGAGCCCAUCUAUAUUGGUCACAUCGUACCACUGGGUGCUGCUGAUACGGACGGCCGCCUGAGGUCCGGGGAUGAAUUAAUCUGUGUGGACGGGACACCAGUAAUUGGAAAAUCACACCAGCUUGUGGUCCAGCUUAUGCAACAAGCGGCCAAGCAAGGCCACGUCAAUCUCACUGUGCGGCGUAAAGUGGUGUUUGCAGCCCCCAAAGCCGAGAACGAGGUGCCGUCGCCGGCCUCCUCCCACCACAGCAGCAACCAGCCGGCGUCCCUGACGGAGGAGAAGCGCACCCCGCAGGGCAGCCAGAACUCCCUGAACACGGUGAGCUCGGGCAGCGGCAGCACCAGCGGCAUCGGCAGCGGCGGCGGCGGCGGCAGCGGCGUGGUCAGCGCGGCCGCGCAGCCCUACGAUGUGGAGAUCCGGCGCGGCGACAACGAGGGCUUCGGCUUCGUCAUCGUGUCCUCGGUGAGCAGGCCCGAGGCCGGCACGACCUUCGGUCGGAUUAUUGAGGGGAGUCCCGCUGACCGAUGCGGCAAGCUGAAAGUGGGAGACCGGAUCCUGGCAGUGAAUGGAUGUUCCAUCACCAACAAGUCCCAUUCAGACAUUGUCAACCUAAUCAAGGAAGCAGGAAACACAGUUACCCUCCGCAUCAUUCCCGGGGAUGAGUCCUCGAAUGCCACUUUGCUGACCAACGCAGAGAAGAUUGCCACCAUCACGACCACACACGCCCCUUCUCAGCAAGGGGCCCAGGAGACCAGGAAUACCACCAAACCAAAGCCGGAAUCACAGUUUGAGUUCAAAGCACCCCAGACAACACAGGAGCAAGAUUUUUACACUGUGGAACUAGAGAGAGGAGCCAAGGGAUUUGGCUUCAGCCUUCGAGGGGGCCGAGAAUAUAACAUGGACCUCUAUGUUCUGCGCUUAGCAGAGGAUGGUCCAGCAGAGAGGUGUGGGAAGAUGCGGAUUGGUGAUGAAAUCUUAGAGAUCAAUGGCGAGACCACCAAAAACAUGAAGCAUUCUCGGGCUAUAGAACUCAUUAAGAAUGGUGGCCGCAGGGUGCGUCUGUUUCUGAAGCGGGGAGACGGCUCAGUACCAGAAUAUGACCCCAGCUGCGACCGCAUCGGCCCCACCGCCGCCGCAGGUGCACAAGGUGUUCAGGAAGUGAGGGCCGCGCCCCCCGACCGCCGACCGCAUCCGUCAUUGGAGUCCAGUUACCCACCCGACCUUCACAAAUCAUCACAGCAUGGGGAAAAGCGGGCACACGCGAGGGACCCAAAAGGCAGCAGAGAGUAUAUCAGACACCCCAAUGAGCAUCACACAUGGAACGGAACUUCUAGAAAACCCGACAGCGGGGCUUGCCGACCCAAGGACCGGGCAGCGGAGGGGCGGAGAGAGGCGCCCCCGGAGCGGCUGGUGACCAAUGGCCCCAAGAGGAGGUCCCCGGAGAAGCGCCGGGAGGGCACCCGCAGCGCGGACACCACUCUGGAGAGGAGGGAGAGGCACGAGAAGAGAAGGGAGCUGUCCCCGGAGCGGCGGCGCGAGCGCUCGCCCACCCGCAGGAGGGACGGCUCGCCCGGCCGCCGGAGGCGCUCCCUCGAACGACUCUUGGAUCACAAACGGUCCCCGGAGCGGAGGAGAGCCGGCUCGCCUGAGCGCAGGGCCAAGUCCACCGAGCGCAGGCGCGAGCGGUCCCUGGAGACCAGGAGCAGGGAGGACAGGGUCAGCCACCGAGAGAGGGAAGAGCCCAGUCUGAAAGCGGACGGCGGCAGGAGCUCCCGACACGCCCCCGAGCAGAGAAGGCGACCUUACAAAGAAUGUAGCACCGACCUCAGCAUCUGAGACUCUGAGGCGCAUCCCAACCUUUACCGUGUCAAAGGUUCUCAAAGGAAGGUCACAAACCUGAAAUAAUUUAGUUUCUUACCUUGAGGAAGCGUCCCACACCCGAUGAUCCUGUAAUAGCAACAAACGUUUUAUGCAUUUGAAAUCUUAUAAGAAAAAAUAUAUAUAUAUGAAAAGUGUUGUGCCUGAUGUAUAAUAUUAAAGAAAGUAUUUUUAAAUGCAUACUUUUUUGGAGAUUAUUUGCCAAAUGCUGCCCCCAGGGAAAUACAUUUUGUUUCUUCAUAAACUGUAGAAUUGUCAAGAAUCGGUCCCUUAUGGGGGGCAGUCUUUUUCUCUCCUGGUUAAAUAGGGCUGUUGAUCAUUUUCUCUAAGGGAAAGUAUUGAUUAAGUUUAAUUAAUUUGAUGUAGAUUGUUAUGUAGUGAUGUAGUGCUAUACUGUAGUUAGGUGUUUUUCUUUAAAAAAAAAAAAGAGCAAAAGCAAAAGUUAUAUUUGUAGAAGCUGAGGACUCUUUGGGAUGGAUUAGGAUUGCCAAUGAUCCUAAAAUUAAACUGUAUGAAGAGACUACUAUUGCAAAUGAAGGAUAUUUAUAGCUAAACUACACAGCACAAAGAAAUGUUCCCUUCUCGAGUCAUAGUCGGUUCAGAAAACAGCCUGUACUCUCCCUGGCCAUAGAAAGGCACAGAGAGGAGAAGGUUGGCUGCCAUUACCCAGACGUAGCCCAAGCACAGAUAGAUGGUCAGGUUCAUUAGCAUCACCAAUAUCGGAAACGAUCUCAUUAAGGCAGUGCCAUCCAGCUUUGCUCAACUCCCAGAAAAAAACAGACAAUGAACACCUGUGUUGUGUUGUCUGCUUGGAGGCCGAAUAGUGGAUGGAAUGGGGGACAGUGUGCCCAGUGUGAGGGAACCGUGAGAAUCCUCAAUAAAGUGCAUUCCCCCCUGUGCAGCAUAAGCCCGAGGUUACCCUUUGCUGAACUGGGGGCCAAGGAAUGAGCGUUGGUGGAAGUUAUCUCUCGGUUGAUAUUUGUUAAGAAGGGAGGGUUGGGGGUGCUUAUUCUCAGAAACGCCCAUUGCUUUUUGAAAAUGUCAUAAAAGUCUCCAGGAUGAUUGAAAGGGAAAGAAAGACACAGUCCCAGUGGUUCUAGAGCGAGUUGGCAAACCUCUGCCCUCGUGACCCUGUCCUUUGAGUCUUUGGACAGCAGAACAAAGCAUAACAAUUUUCUUUUGAGAAUGACCCAUUCUUUUGCAGCCCCGCAGGAAGCAUUGGUUGGGUCGGCUCAUAGCCCCAGGAUGUGGUUGCAAUGGAUUACUGCCUAGCUGAGCCAAAAUGUUUGCUUGUACCUGUUGGGCCACUACAGCAAACUGCUGCUUAUGAUGCAUUGCGUAUUUCCGUAGUACUGUUUUGCAUUUUCCAUACAGACACACAACUCUGCAAGUCAAUCACUGUUGUUCUCAUGGUACUGUGUAAGGAAACAAAGAAAAAGGAAAAAAUAAAAAUGGAGAAAACCAGCCAGUCCUUGUGUGUACAGAGUUGAAAAUUGUAAUUACUAGAGCCUGUUUAAAAAAAAUUUAAAAAAACAACUGUUGCCUUUUUUUCUUGUAUAAAAGAGAAUUUAUGACAAAAAAUUUAGCUGUGAGGAAUGUGAUAUGUGUUUAUAUUUCUGAAUAUGGAACAAAUCGAUUCAUUGGGAUAUAUUUUAAUGUAAUCUAAAUCAGGUAUGUAAAGCUGUUUUAAAAUGGGAGACAAUAUAAGUAAUUCUCUAAAGCUUUAGUUGGUUUGAAUAUCAUCAUUUCCUCCAUGGUGAGCCUGCUUGUGAAUUAUUAAGCACUUGUUUUUUAUUCACUGUUCUUCACUCAUUUCUUGCCGUGUGCUAUGGACUUAAUGCUCUUUCUGUACUGAUGAAAAGCAGUAUGUGGGCCAAUCUUUUUAUAAAACACUAUGCAUAUAUAAAUAUCACAUUGUUCAUAGCUUUAUUUGACGUAUGGGUUUAUACAUAACGUAGAAUGAGUACCUAUAGUUGUGUGGACAUGCACAAAACUAGUUCCUUUCCUGGAACAGGGACCGUGGACAUUCUGUCGCUACAAAAGAGGAGGAGGGUCUGUGACUGCUAUCUUCAUUACCAGAGUUAUCCACGCGCAGCAAGCCUUGAGCUGUGGUAGUGAGGCCGAGAACACAGCUGAAUAAUGGCGUUCUUUUUCAUCAGGUUCCUAGGAGCCGACUUGGGGAUUUUAUUCCUAAGGCUCCACCGCUAGGAAUUCUCUAUUUCUAGCAAAAUCUGUGAUGUUAAAUGAUCGAUGCUCUCACUUGUGGUCCAGAGUUUUAAAUAAAUGAAAUCAAGGUAGAUUUUGGGGAGUACAUCAUGAAGUUAACAACGUAAUGUCUUUCUUAUUGUCAGAGGUGACACUUGACAUUUUAAAAUCCGUAUGCUAGCCACCUGGGCUCGGUCUUCACCAGGCUGUGAAGACUUGGUGUGGCAGUUUUUUCUGACUGCCACACAUCAGAUUUGCUUUGGAAAUACUGUACUGUACAGGGACUAUGCAUUAAGCAGAAAGAUCUAGUUUUCUCUGAACUACUGUAACCUUAGAUUGGAGACUGAUUCUUGUGAGCCUACUUUCCCUAAUCCCCCACUUCAUGUAAAUGUCUUGAUGAGAGAUGAUGGAUGAGUAUUUUGUAUGAUUAAAUCAAACCAUUGAAGAAUUCCCCUCCCACCCAUCACACAGUUGAUGCCUGAAAGAAUGUUGAUGGGGGGGGGGGGGUCUCAACACCCUACUUGUAUUUUUUAAGUUUCUUUUGUGAAAGAUUUUUUAAUGCAUUUUUACUGUAAAAAUACAUGGAAAUGUAUGCAUUCCAUAACCAC
Messenger RNA from Suricata suricatta (meerkat), 7807 nucleotides. It is a transcript of the gene MAGI1, whose product is annotated as membrane associated guanylate kinase, WW and PDZ domain containing 1. The record is from RefSeq and is a predicted model, not a curated record. NCBI's taxonomy places the organism in Eukaryota, Metazoa, Chordata, Mammalia, Carnivora, Herpestidae. Gene Ontology annotation, cellular component: cytoplasm. Gene Ontology annotation, molecular function: protein binding. Gene Ontology annotation, biological process: signal transduction. The transcript is spliced from 24 exons. Bases 561 to 4952 code for a protein of 1463 amino acids.